Cryphonectria parasitica EP155 is the source of this 585-nucleotide messenger RNA. RefSeq lists its product as uncharacterized. NCBI's taxonomy places the organism in Eukaryota, Fungi, Ascomycota, Sordariomycetes, Diaporthales, Cryphonectriaceae. Gene Ontology annotation, molecular function: iron ion binding; procollagen-proline 4-dioxygenase activity; L-ascorbic acid binding. The coding region runs from base 1 to 585 and encodes 194 amino acids. Gene Ontology annotation, biological process: peptidyl-proline hydroxylation to 4-hydroxy-L-proline. The transcript has 3 exons. Gene Ontology annotation, cellular component: endoplasmic reticulum. The record is from RefSeq and is a predicted model, not a curated record.
AUGGUCUACAUCGAAGGCUUCCUGACUGAGUUCGAGUCUGAUUAUCUCAAACAACUCGCCAACCCCCUCUACGAGGAGUCCGAAGUGCGCAAGUAUGAAGAUGAUGGCUCCAAGACAGUCAACAUCGACAGAAACCACCGCAAAAGUGAUACAGCAUGGCUCCCCUCCGAGGACCCCGUCGUCUCUUGCGUGCGCGAGAGGGCCGCCGAGUUCGAGGGCUAUGCUCCUGCCAACGGGACGAUGGACGCUCUUGCUGCCGUCCGGUACAAGCCCGGCGGUCGUUUCGGGAUGCAUCACGACUGGGACACGGACCGCAAGAAAGAUGUAGACAGACCUUGGGGAAACUCCAAGAGGUUUGGGCGUCCUUGGUGUCGGUGGACGGACUGCGACUUUGAGGGCGACGGAGUUGCCGUGAGACCCAUCAAGGGCAACGCAUUGUUCUGGGUCAAUUUCAGGGAGGAUGGAACUGGAAUCCACGAAACUAUUCAUGCCGGGCAGCCGCUGCUAGAAGGCACCAAGAUCGGGAUGAACAUAUGGACCCAUGGCUUGAUCGGUGCAGAGGGCGGCGGUCUACGAGAUGAUUGA